Trichechus manatus latirostris (Florida manatee) is the source of this 951-nucleotide messenger RNA. RefSeq names its product apolipoprotein E (gene APOE). Bases 1 to 951 code for a protein of 316 amino acids. The record is from RefSeq and is a predicted model, not a curated record. Gene Ontology annotation, cellular component: intermediate-density lipoprotein particle; extracellular region. Gene Ontology annotation, molecular function: amyloid-beta binding; lipid binding; very-low-density lipoprotein particle receptor binding. Lineage: Eukaryota; Metazoa; Chordata; Mammalia; Sirenia; Trichechidae. Gene Ontology annotation, biological process: regulation of amyloid-beta clearance; lipoprotein catabolic process; cholesterol catabolic process. The transcript is spliced from 3 exons.
AUGAAGGUUCUGUGGGCUGUGUUGGUGGUUUCCCUCCUGGCAGGAUGCCAGGCCGACGUGGAGGUGGAGCUGGAGCCCGAGAUGCUGUUUGCUCAUGAGCGGGCCGGGGAGCAGGGCAGCCAGCCCUGGGAGCUGGCACUGGGUCGCUUCUGGGACUACCUGCGCUGGGUGCAGACACUGUCUGAGGAGGUUCAGGAGGAGCUGCGCAGUGCCCAGAUCAUCCAGGAGCUGACGGUGCUGAUGGAGAAGACCAUGAAUGAAGUGUCUGCCUACAAACAAGAGCUGGAUGCCCAGCUGGGCCCGGUGGCAGAGGAGACGAAGGCACGCUUGUCCAAGGAGCUGCAGGCAGCGCAGGCGCGGCUGGGCGCCGACAUGCAGGACGUGCGCAACCGCCUGGCGCAGUACCGCAGCGAGCUGGAGGCCGUGCUGGGCCGGAACACCGAGGAGCUGCGCACGCGCUUCACCUUGCAUCUGCACAAGCUGCGCAAGCGGCUGCUGCGGGACGCUGAGGACCUGCAGAAGCGCCUGGCUGUGUAUCGCGCCGGGGCCCGCGAGGGCGCCGAGCGUGGUGUGGGUGCUAUCCGUGAGCGCGUGGUGCCACUGCUGGAGCGGGGCCGCGCGCGGUUUGCCACCAUGGGCCCCCUGGUCGGCCAGCCGCUGCAGGAUCGCGCCGAGGCCUGGGGCCAGCGGCUGCGCGGGCGGCUAGAGGAGGUGGGCGGCCGGGCCCGCGACCACCUGGAGGAGGUGCGCGAGCAGCUGGAGGAGGUGCGCGGCAAGGUGGAAGAGCAGGCCACCCAGAUACGCCUGCAGGCCGAGGCCUUCCAGGCCCGCCUCAAGAGCUGGUUCAAGCCCCUGGUGGAAGAUAUGCAGCGCCAGUGGGCUGGCCUGGUGGAGAAGGUGCAGGCGGCAGUGGGCACCAACACCACCCCUGUGUCCAGUGAGAAUCACUGA